Molecule: messenger RNA, 335 nt
Organism: Strongylus vulgaris
Lineage: Eukaryota; Metazoa; Nematoda; Chromadorea; Rhabditida; Strongylidae
Source: the annotation of a GenBank genome assembly
AUGAGGGGAUCAUUGAAUAGUGGUGCGUGCGUGCCUAAAACUUCACUCAUCAAUAUCACUUACGGUAAAGAGAGGAAAGGACGUAAGCUUGCGGAGCUUUCUGAAAAUGUUGGAAAAUGCUUUUUAAGUGGGAAGGAUGAUGUGCAAUUGAAGAAGAAGAUAAUGGUGGCAUUGAAGAAACCUGCAUCAGAAGCAGCUACUUUCACUGAGGCGCCUCUUGCCUCACUCGCAAGGAAGCGAAACGAACAAUCAGUGGCAGGUUUGUUCCGCAUUCACUCAUACACGAUGUGCUCUGGCGUAGCUUUCUCAGGUCAAGUAUUUUUGCUUUUCUAGAA